AUGUCAACUUCGUUCGUACGUUUUCUCAUAUUCAUCAUAGUUUGUUUAUCCAUUGCUCAUGCAUAUCCAUCAUCAAUGACCAAACAGAAAUGGUUACAAGGAAGUCUUGAACAUCACCCUCAAGUUGUUUAUGAACUUUCAUCGGACAGUGUUGAUACUGAUCUGAUCGAAAAUGAUGGUUUUCCAACAUGGUUGUAUCGUUCGCGUAAAUUCUGUUGUGCACCUCCAUUGUAA
This is a messenger RNA of Adineta ricciae, 234 nucleotides long. The record is from the annotation of a GenBank genome assembly. NCBI's taxonomy places the organism in Eukaryota, Metazoa, Rotifera, Eurotatoria, Adinetida, Adinetidae.